Messenger RNA from Malania oleifera, 846 nucleotides. RefSeq lists its product as uncharacterized. The transcript is spliced from 2 exons. NCBI's taxonomy places the organism in Eukaryota, Viridiplantae, Streptophyta, Magnoliopsida, Santalales, Ximeniaceae. The record is from RefSeq and is a predicted model, not a curated record. The coding region runs from base 111 to 632 and encodes 173 amino acids.
GUAACAGUGGGCGAAAUUUAUUAAUAAUUAGGGUUUGCUUUUUGGCUUCUUCUUCUCCUUCUUCUUCUUCUUCUGGUAUGGUGGGAUUACGAAAGUAGCUCGCCACAAUUAUGUACAACUCCGAGCACAAAUCUGGUCUCUGCACUCCAAUGAGUCCAAGGAUCUCCUUCUCCAACGAUUUCGUGGAGGUCCACCACGACCGGAUCUGCUCCAGAUCCGACCCGCCGCCUUCACUGUCGUCGCCGUCGCCGCCGUCGUCGUCGGACUUCGAGUUUUCGGUGUCGAACUACUCCAUGAUGAGCGCCGAUGAACUCUUCUUCAAGGGUCAGUUGCUUCCGUUCAAGGACAACCCCCAGUUUCAGAAGACGACCACUCUGAGGGAGGAGCUCCUCGUCGACGAAGACGAGGACAGUGACAAAGUCGUUUCGCUGAGGCCGCCCAAGGGCGGGUCUGCGUCUACGGCCAAGUGGAAGGGCCUCCUCGGCCUCAGGAAACAUCACAUUGGGUCAAAGAAAUCUGACCAGAAGGCCGGUGCUCCCGACGAAGUGAAGAAUGCCACCACUUCAAUACAGGAACUGCUGAUGAGUAGGGACGAAGAGUCGAGUUGCAGAGAUAUAGGGAUGGAGAUAUAAUUAAUGGCAUUAUUGAUUUUUAAUUUAUAUAAAUGUUCAGAUCAAGGUGAUGGAUGAAUUUGUAAAGGUGCAAUUUUUUUUUUCUUUUUCCCUAUGGGACGGAGGACGGUACCUUCCAUUUUUAAUUAUCAGAGCAGAGGACGCGGUUAAUGAUGUUCAGAGGCCGUAGCUAUUUUAUGAUAAUUAAUUAAUGGAUUUGUUUUAACUUUGAUUA